Messenger RNA from Thalassophryne amazonica, 793 nucleotides. It is a transcript of the gene rpl13a, whose product is annotated as ribosomal protein L13a. Gene Ontology annotation, biological process: translation; negative regulation of translation. Lineage: Eukaryota; Metazoa; Chordata; Actinopteri; Batrachoidiformes; Batrachoididae. The transcript is spliced from 7 exons. Gene Ontology annotation, cellular component: ribosome; cytosolic large ribosomal subunit. Gene Ontology annotation, molecular function: structural constituent of ribosome; mRNA binding. The record is from RefSeq and is a predicted model, not a curated record. The coding region runs from base 16 to 753 and encodes 245 amino acids.
GGGACAUGCUACUAUAUGGGCAACUGUAGGCUUUUAUUUUUCAAUAACGGAUACUAUAAAUAUAUCUGUGCCGUCACUUCCGUUAGCCCCUGGUUUUUCCUCGAGGAACCCCGUCUAUCUUCCUUUUCGCGCAUCAUGGCGGACCGGUUCAAUAAGAUUCUGCUGCUGGAUGGCAGGGGCCAUCUGCUCGGCAGGCUUGCUGCUAUCGUAGCAAAACAACUUCUGUUGGGACACAAAGUGGUGGUCGUUAGAUGUGAAGGCAUCAACAUCUCCGGCAACUUCUACCGCAACAAAUUGAAGUACUUGGCUUUCUUGCGCAAGAGGAUGAACACCAAUCCUUCUCGUGGUCCGUACCACUUUAGAGCUCCCAGCAGGAUCUUCUGGAGAACAGUCAGAGGCAUGCUCCCUCAUAAAACUAAGAGAGGCCAGGCUGCCCUCGACAGGCUGAAGGUGUUUGAUGGUAUUCCUCCUCCCUACGAUAAGAGGAAGCGCAUGGUUGUCCCAGCUGCCCUAAAGAUUGUGCGUCUGAAGCCUAACCGCAAGUUUGCGCUCCUAGGCCGUUUGGCACACGAGGUUGGCUGGAAGUACCAGGCCAUCACAGCCACUCUGGAGGAGAAGAGAAAAGCUAAGGCGAAGCUCCGCUACGUCAGGAAAAAGACGGUGAUGAAGCUGACCAAACAGGCAGAAAAGAACGUUGAGGACAAGAUUGCAAAGUACACAGACGUUCUUAAACAGUAUGGAGUCCUUGUCUGAUCUGUUUGAUCUGGUUAAUAAAGAUAAAUAAAUAUUUAUA